AUGAAUUCGUCACAAAAUCAAUCUAAAGCGUGGCGAUACUUCAAAAAACAAAAUAACGGACAAACUGUGACCUGUAAACUGUGCGGAAGGAGCAUAAAGCUCCAUUCUUCGACCACAACGAUGCAUCAGCACUUAAACAGUCACCACGAGAAAGAAGUUGUAGAAAUGGAAAGAUCGGUACAUCAAGAGCCACGGCAUCAAAUAAUUGGAAAAAAUCACUUUGGAGUAAGAUAUUAA
Molecule: messenger RNA, 237 nt
Organism: Caenorhabditis briggsae
Lineage: Eukaryota; Metazoa; Nematoda; Chromadorea; Rhabditida; Rhabditidae
Exons: 2
Coding region: 1-237 (78 amino acids)
Molecular function (GO): DNA binding
Source: RefSeq, a predicted model, not a curated record